AUGGCGUCUGCUUCUUGGCCAGCCUAGAAAUUUUCUUUCUGCUCGAAGCUGUCAGUCCCGGAAAAUUUAACGUUUGAAUUGUUUAGACGAGGAAAGUAAAUUGCAGAUGGACGAAGUGGGUCCUGACCAUUAGAGCCACGCGGUAGCAACUGAGCGGAUGGUGAGAUGUUUAUGUGCAGAAAAAGUUUUAGCAAUAGUAAAGGACAGAGACGUUCUCAAAAUAAUUUAAAUCCCUCUCAGUAAGAUAAGAAAAACAAACUGUCCAAAAUGGUGGAAGUUGAAUGUGGUGGAUUUGUCUUCACCUCAAACUUUGAGUCUGGUAAUAUGGCUCGAGUGGAGCAGGUUCCCCUGCCUCCAAAACCCCCACUCCUGCCAGGUCAAAACUCAACAAGCUCAGAUACUCCAGAUUAUGAAUUUAACAUCUGGACAAAUCCUGAUUGUGCGGGUACUGAGUUUGAAAACUCAAACCGUUCCUGGUUCUAUUUUGGGAUUCGAGGUGGUACACCAUUUGCUUUGGUGAAGUUAAAUUUGAUUAAUUUGAAUCGGCAAGUGAAGAUGUACUCCCAAGGCAUGGCUCCAGUCUUUCGUAUACUCCCCGGCAGAGGAUUGUGGGACCGGAUCAGGGAGAAACCAACAUACACGAUUGAGGACAAUGUGUUCACCCUCAGUUUUCGUUAUCGCACCUUGGAAAAUGUCAGGGCGACAACUUACUUUGCAUUCACAUUCCCUUAUUCUUAUCAAGAUCUUAUGUCAUCUCUCCGUGGGUUUGAUAAACGGUUUAAGAACUGUAUUCCUCCGGAAAAGUACUUCCCUGGCCAAGGCCUAGCAUGCAAUCCAGAUGACAUUUACUACCAUAGAGAAGUGUCCACUUAUUCCUUGGAUGGGCGCCGUUUGGAUCUCCUGACAAUUACUUCACACCAUGGUAUCACACCAUAUCAAGAACCGAGGUUGAAGAACUUGUUUCCAGAUCUUGAAACUCCAAGACCAUACAUUUUUGUGGGGAAAAAGGUUGUGUUUGUUAGUGCAAGAGUUCACCCUGGUGAAGUGCCUUCGAGCUAUGUUCUUAAUGGUCUUCUUGAGUCUCUUCUAAACCGUGAUGAUUUGACAUCAAUACUGUUAAGAAGAAUGUAUGUGUUCAAGAUAAUACCCAUGCUAAAUCCUGAUGGUGUUGCUCGAGGACAUUUUCGAACAGACACACGGGGGGUUAAUUUAAAUCGAGUAUACCUCAAUCCAUCACUCGUUCACCACCCUACAAUAUAUGCAGCUCGAGCUAUAAUUCGAUAUGCUCAUUUUGGCCAAGAGGUUCAUGAUGAUGUGAUUGCUCAGAAUGAAGUUAAUGAGCAGACACAUGGAGUGCCAACUCAUAUAGUCUUACCUGAACCAUCCCCCAUGAUAGAUGAUCAGGAUUUGAUUUGCCAAGACAUCCAGCCAAACAUUAUUACUGAGUGCCGCUCCUCCGACAAUUUGGAAAAUUUUGCUCAGCCACCAGAAUGUCCUAUUUCGAUUUGUGAUCCAUUGGUCAGCCAAACUAUUGAUCAAGCUGAUUCCACAGAUAAGGACAUCAACAUGCAGUGUGAGAUGGCACCUCACACUAAUGAGGGUCUUUUGAAUUUUAAUGAUAGUAACUCUUUACAAGGUAAUGAUGAGCCCAUUGAAAUGGAAGUGGACAAAGAUAAGUCUGUGAAACUGAAGCAAGAAAAUACUGAUAAUUUGAAAGAAACAUACUGUGCUGGUUUUCCGUCUGCUAUUCUUGGUUGUGGACCUACUGAAGGACCAUUUGGUACUGAAAGUGAAACUUGUCCUGCUACUGAAAACAGAGAGUCUAUGCUAAACGGUUCUGAGACGCCUGUUGUAAGGAAGGGUCACACAGUUUCAUGUAAUGAAAACAUGGGCCCAGAGGAAACAAAGCGUCGAAAGGAUACCAAAAGGAAGCCCUUGUCCUCUGACACAAAGUCAAUGCGCAUGUUUGCCAGACCAGCCAGCCGCAAUGAAGACGACACAAAAAAUGAAGACUGUCAGUUUUCUUGCAACAGUGGCAAUAAUGUUGGGAGUUGCUUGAAUUCUACCAAACCAUCUCUUGAUCCUACAAAGUCUGGACUGUUUCUUUACAUGGAUAUGCAUGGACAUGCUUCUAAAAAGGGCAUCUUCAUGUACGGAAAUCAUUUUGAUGAUAUUGAGCAGCUAGUGGAGUGUAUGCUGCUGCCCAAACUGAUGUCUAUCAACUCCCAGAACUUCCAUUUCACUGCAUGCAACUUUACCGAAAGGAACAUGUACUUGAGGGACCGGCGUGACGGCACCAGUCGCGAAGGUUGCGGCCGAGUGUCUGUCAUGAAGUUGACUGGCCUUGUCCGCAGCUACACACUAGAGUGCAACUACAACACAGGACGCAUGGUGAAUCUCCUGCCUCCGUGUGUGCGCGACACUGGCCGCCUGUCUGUGAACCCAGCAUAUGCUGUACCUCCCAAGUACACACCUCUAGUGUUUGAGGAGGUUGGCCGUGCCCUCGGAGUGUCAAUAUUGGAUUUGACAAGUUCCAACCCAUGCAGCCGUAUUCCUAAUUCAGAGCAUCGAAGUGUGAAUGGAAUUCGAGAUUGGUUACGUGUUAACUGUCUCUCAGAUAGCCAGCUAUGGACUCGCAUGCUUCAUCGUCCGACUCGGCCACAGGUUUCCCAGUCGUCAAGUUCCCUCAGUGUUCCAAGUUCAUCGGGACAAAGACCAAUCCAUCUCACUAAGUCUGUUUUACUGGCCCGAAUUUCAACAGAAUUAAAAUCAUUAGGAGAAGAAUAUGCUCGCAAGGAGCAGCUCAGACUCCAGAAGACUGCAUCAUGCAGCCAGCUGGAAAACCUUGAGGGAAUCAUAGUCCCACCUCCCAAAGAAAAUAUUGGGCCCCGAUCAAGGCGAGGUGCUGAUGCAACCUCCUUGCCAACAAAAGCUUCCAGCAGUGGAGUUCUCCAACAGCGUGCCAAAACUUUGUCUGUCGCAAACCUUCCAGGAUCUUCAAGGAAAAAGCCGAAGUCGUCCGCUUCUGGAAGUGGUGGACCACUCCGACCUGUGCCAAAAUCAAAGUUCCGCAGGUCCAAGACUCAAGAGUCACCUCUGCAAACUUCAUCGGGCAGUGGUGACAGUGGUUUUACUGAAGAAGGAAAUGCUGAGAAUGAAGCUAAAACUCCUCCAAACUUGGAGCUGUGUGCUACCCCUAAAAGGCUGAAAGUGUCAGGCAAAGGCCCUAGCUUAAGGCUUCGUCGGAAGCAGGCAGCCUGGACAGUUAAACCUACUGAGGCAGAAGAUAAAAGUGAGGUACACACUGACCCAAGUCAAUUGUUAUGGGCCGCAAGCAGGAACCAGCCUCCUCCAGUUGUUGCUAAGAAAGCAACAGUAACAGGAAAAAUGGAAAAAACCUCCAGAAUUGAAAUUGCAAAAUUAAGACCCGGAGUAUUUACCAAAGUUAAAGCUGUAAAAAAAUUGUCACAACCAGACUCAGCAAGUGUUGGAGAAACAUCCCAAAUGAAGGUGGAUGAGCCUCACACAUUGGCCAAGCUUGUUGACAGACUUCCCGGAACUAAAGGUGUUAAGUUGAUCUCCACAGAGAAUUUGAAACCCAAUCCAGGUGCUACUGUAAGUAAAGACUGGAAUCAGUGUAAGAAUUCUACACGCAACCUGUUGGUCAAAGCAGGGAAGGUUGAUAUAGCUUUACCGGGUCCAUCUGCAGGUGAGCAAAGUGGGCUCCAAGGAAAUCACUUUGCCAGCGCUGGUUCAAGCUUCAGAAUGGAGCAAAAGCUGAAAUCCAGUGUUCUGCGUUCGCUGGAGAAAGGUACAAAAACUAAAUCUCGACUUCUAGGUCCAGUGCGUCGCAGAAGCAGUGACGGUAAGAAGUCUAGGAAGAAUUUGGACAGGAAGCCUUCAUGCUCAGAAAACAGCAUUAACACAACAUCAGGGUGCACUUUAAGGAAUGAUGUUGCAAGUGAUAGUAACUGUGCCAACUAAACCAAGAGCAAGAUGUAUAGUUCUUUUAUUAUUCUUGUGAUUUAUUGAACUACUCUCUCUUUUCUUUUUAAGAUAUACAAAACAUAAAGGACUUACACUAAUUACUUUUUAAUUUACUGUUAAGUUUAUGCAAAGAAUUAAAAUUUGUUCCUCAUUCUCCUUUUUUUGUUACUUUUAUUUUCAGAUUUUAUGUGCUUAUUUUUCAAUCAAUAUUUAUUUUUGUUUCUUUUUGUAAAAAAAGAAGAGUUGAAAGAUUACCUAAUAGAAGUUCAGCACUUGCUGCAUGCACUGACUUACAUUUAUUUGUAUCUAAUCUUCUUUUUAUUACAUGAUUUUUGUAAAACUUGUGGUCUUCUUCUUUGCUAUGUGGCUUGUUACCUGGAAAUGCCUUUAGCAGUAAUUGAACCUCCAAUCAAAUAAUUUUUGUAGACCAUACUGAAAACUGUGAUUAGUAUGAUUUUGUUGUCUUUUCAUCUGCAUUUUCGUCCCUAUUUAAGAGGUGUAAUGUUUCCCAAAGGAAUUCUUAUAAAUCUCCUAGACCAACCAAAGAUCGUGUUCCCUUCCCCAUAUUUCUUUUUUUUUUUUUUUAAAUGUUGCAAGGAGCAUUUAUUGACUUUUACUGUGCUAGGCAGACUUGUUCUGCUGCUGUUUCAGUAUUACUGCCAUGCUUGAAUGCUUUAACAUUAAUCAUUUUUUGAAUGAUCCUGACCCACUAUUAAAUAAAACUGACAAUAUCUUAAGUAACUGAAUGUGGUCUCAUAAAUACAAAGUUUGUCUUAAAUUUGAAAACCUUCGCCUUUGCUUGUUAGUAAUUGGACCUAAUGUUACUGGUUUUCUUCCAAGAACUGCAUUAAGAACUUUAUGGCCAAUUUUUUAUUGACUAUUUUUUUAAAGCAAUGCUACUUGUUUCUUAUUUGUGAAAAGCAUGCCAACACAAAUGUAUGACCAUAUGUUUCUCUUUUUGUAUGUUUUCUUUGUUUGUAACCAGUUUUGUAGCAUCCUUGUAUUUAGACAUGUGCAGAUAGUCUUCUGUGUUUACUUUGCAUGUUCUCAUGUAGUUCUCUUCUGAAAGUAGUGUUUUGUUGAAUUAUUGAAGGGCUCUAACAUUUUAAUUUAUUGUGUCUCAUGUGUACAAUUUGGCUCAGAAAACAUCUGAAGCAUUUGCCAUUCAAUGUACUUUUUUUUUUUGAGCUAGUUACUGCAAUUUUCAUAUCAUUAAUGGAAGUUUGAAUUGAGACUAUUACCGUAGCUGAAGUAUGUGUCUGUGUUUCAAUGUAUGUGUUUUGUGGGAGUUUGUUUGUUUAAUAUGAUAAUCCCACAAUCUCUACCUAUCAGAGCUGUGAUGUCAUAGGCUAGAAGACUGUUUGACAAAUGUAUCAAGAAGAUAGUCUUUGCAGCAAAGUCAAAAACAUGAGGAAAUGUGAGGGUACAUAUGUCCAUAACUAUUUCAUCAAUAGGAACAAUUUAGAAAAGCUGCUUCACAUUGUUUUAAAUCUUAACACUUUGCUACAAAGCAGUAGAUGUGUGAAUAGAUGCGCAAAGUCCAUUCCCCAUGUUUUUUCAAUUAUUUGUUGUUUUUUUUUCACCCUUGGUAUUUAUUUGAGGUUUGAGAAUAUGUGUUUGGAAAUUCCACUUCAUUAUGUGUUUGACUCUGAUUGCUGCAUGUUGGGCAUGGUAUUUUAACUUGGUGUUAUGAUAAGUUAAGAAUGUGAUGUGAUUUAUUUACCAACUUUGUUAUGUAUUAUAACUGGAAGUUUAUUUGUAAGCUGGAAAAUCAUACUGGUACGUCAUUCCAGUACCUGUCAAUAUGGAGAUGUAGCCUACUCAGUUUCUGUCUUACAAAAUUUUAUGAUAUGAUCAAUAAGUACAUCCCAUUGAUGGAAGAUAAAAGCUCGUCCUUUUAAAUUAAAAGCUGCCCUGUUUGUAAUUUUUCAAUUGUAUCCAAAUUUCCAGGACUGUCAAUGAACCCUUUCCUUGGCCUUGACCAAGGAGUUUAAUUUGAUUUUAAUGCCACUGUAUUGUCUUUUUUCCUCUUCUUUGUAAUGCAGACUCUAAAUAAUUUGCUUUGUGAGUUAGAAAAAUGCGAUGGGUAUUAAUAAAACGAGGAUAUCUCCACAAAAUUUA
Thrips palmi is the source of this 6108-nucleotide messenger RNA. RefSeq names its product cytosolic carboxypeptidase-like protein 5. The record is from RefSeq and is a predicted model, not a curated record. Gene Ontology annotation, molecular function: zinc ion binding; metallocarboxypeptidase activity. Gene Ontology annotation, biological process: proteolysis. Lineage: Eukaryota; Metazoa; Arthropoda; Insecta; Thysanoptera; Thripidae. The transcript has 12 exons. Bases 268 to 3984 code for a protein of 1238 amino acids.